Messenger RNA from Hemisphaericaspora subhashii, 1863 nucleotides. It is a transcript of the gene RLI1, whose product is annotated as Fe-S cluster-binding ribosome biosynthesis protein. Gene Ontology annotation, molecular function: ribosomal small subunit binding; iron ion binding; ATP binding. The transcript has a single exon. The record is from RefSeq and is a predicted model, not a curated record. The coding region runs from base 1 to 1863 and encodes 620 amino acids. Lineage: Eukaryota; Fungi; Ascomycota; Pichiomycetes; Serinales; Debaryomycetaceae. Gene Ontology annotation, biological process: translational initiation; ribosomal subunit export from nucleus; translational termination.
AUGAGUUCUAAAGGGAAAAAUAACACUAGAGCAGCAGAAAGUAGUUCUAAACACCAUAGAAUUGCUAUCGUUUCUGCCGAUAGAUGUAAACCAAAAAAGUGUAAACAGGAAUGUAGAAGAAGUUGUCCUGUUAAUAAGACUGGUAAAUUAUGUAUUGAAGUUACUCCAACAUCCAAAAUUGCAUUCAUUUCAGAAAUUUUAUGUAUUGGUUGUGGUAUUUGUGUCAAGAAAUGUCCAUUCGAUGCUAUCACCAUUAUCAAUUUACCAACCAAUUUAGAAGGUGAAACUACUCAUAGAUAUUCUGCCAAUUCAUUCAAGUUGCAUAGAUUACCAACUCCAAGACCAGGUCAAGUUUUAGGUUUGGUUGGUACUAAUGGUAUUGGUAAAUCUACUGCUCUUAAGAUUUUGGCUGGUAAACAAAAACCAAAUUUAGGUAGAUUUGAUGAUCCACCUGAUUGGGAAGAAAUCUUGAGAUAUUUUAGAGGUUCUGAAUUACAAAACUAUUUCACUAAAGUUUUAGAAGAUAACAUUAAAGCCAUUAUUAAACCACAAUAUGUGGAUAAUAUUCCUCGUGCAUUGGUUAAAUCUCCUGUCAAAGAAGUCGGUGCCAUUUUAGCCGCCAAAAAUGAAAGAAAGAGUGAAUUUGAUUAUAUUUUAGAUAUUAUGGAAUUAAAACAUGUUCUUAAGCGUGAAGUUGUAAACUUAUCUGGUGGUGAAUUACAAAGAUUUGCACUUGCUAUGACUUGUGUUCAAGAUGCCCAAGUUUAUAUGUUUGAUGAACCAUCUUCUUAUUUGGAUGUUAAACAAAGAUUAAGAGCUGCGGAACUUAUUAGAUCAUUAUUGACUCCUACCAGUUAUGUCAUUUGUGUUGAACACGAUUUAUCUGUUUUGGAUUAUUUGUCUGAUUUUGUUUGUAUUCUUUAUGGUGUUCCGUCUGUUUAUGGGGUUGUUACAUUACCAUCUUCAGUUAGAGAAGGUAUUAAUAUCUUUUUAGAUGGUCAUAUUCCAACUGAAAAUAUGAGAUUUAGAACUGAAUCCUUACAAUUCAGAUUAACUGAUGCUGCAGAUGGAUUAGUUUUAGAUCAAUCAAAUGCUUUUACUUAUCCAUCUAUGGAAAGGACUCAAGGUGAUUUCCAUAUGAGGGUUGAAGCUGGUGAAUUUACCAACUCUGAAAUCUUGGUUAUGAUGGGUGAAAAUGGUACUGGUAAGACUACUUUCUGUAAAUUAUUAGCUGGUGCUAUUGCUCCAGAUGGAGGUCAAGAAAUUCCGAAGUUGAAUGUUUCUAUGAAACCACAAAAGAUUGCUCCAAAAUUUGCUGGUACUGUCAGACAAUUGUUCUUUAAGAAGAUUAGAGCUGCAUUCUUACAUCCACAAUUUCAAACUGAUGUUGUUAAACCAUUGAAGAUUGAUGAUAUUGUUGAUCAAGAAGUUCAAACCUUAUCUGGUGGGGAAUUGCAAAGAGUUGCUAUUGUUUUAGCAUUAGGUAUUCCAGCUGAUAUUUAUUUGAUUGAUGAACCAUCUGCAUAUUUGGAUUCUGAACAACGUAUUAUUUGUUCCAAGGUUAUUAGAAGAUUCAUUUUACAUGCCAAAAAGGCUGCAUUUGUUGUUGAACAUGAUUUCAUUAUGGCUACCUAUUUGGCUGAUAGAGUCAUUGUCUUUGAAGGUGAACCAUCCAUAAAUGCUGUUGCCAGAGCUCCAGAAUCCUUAUUGACUGGUUGUAACCGUUUCUUGAAGAAUUUGAAUGUUACUUUCAGAAGAGAUCCAAACUCUUUUAGACCAAGAAUUAAUAAAUUAGAUUCUCAAAUGGAUAAAGAACAAAAAUUAUCUGGGAAUUAUUUCUUCUUGGACAAUACUGAAUUAUAA